Messenger RNA from Beauveria bassiana ARSEF 2860, 294 nucleotides. RefSeq names its product hydrophobin-like protein. Gene Ontology annotation, cellular component: extracellular region. The record is from RefSeq and is a predicted model, not a curated record. Bases 1 to 294 code for a protein of 97 amino acids. Lineage: Eukaryota; Fungi; Ascomycota; Sordariomycetes; Hypocreales; Cordycipitaceae. The transcript has 3 exons.
AUGAAGUCUGUCGUCUUUGCUUCUCUCAUCGCCAGCGCCCUCGCUGUGCCUACUGAGCUUGCUCCCCGUACCGACGUCUCCUCCUUGUGCCCAGCGGGCCUUUACAGCGUCCCCCAGUGCUGUGCCACUGACAUCCUCGGUGUUGCUCGCCUUGACUGUAAGGCUCCCAAACAGACGCCUCGUAACGCAGAUGAAUUCAAGAACAUAUGCGCGAAGGGAGGCCAGCAGGCCGCAUGCUGCGUUGUCCCCGUUGCUGGCCAGAGUCUCUUUUGCAUGACCCCCGUCGGAAUAUAG